AUGAAUUCUGUCCCUUUCCAAGACAUAUUGAAUAAAACAAACAAAACUAGAUGUAAUAGUCCCUAUAUUUCUUCAUGUACAAGUAGUAUAAUAUCUUAAGGUUCAUCUAAAAGAUAGUCAGCUGUUUAUUCAUCCAAUUCAUCUUAUGCUGAGUCGAAUCAAAAGACAAAGCCUGAUGAGAAGACUAUAAAUUAGUUAUAUUCCCUUUUUAAAUAAUAAGGAUUUGACAAUAUAAAUGGACUCCUUAAAUUUUUAGAUGCUCAACGUGAUUAAUAGGCUCGAAAAAGUACAUCGCCAAUGCUUAGGACAGUUCAGGAUGAGAAUGACAGAAAAAAGUUUGGGAUCAUGAUAAACGAGGCAAAGUAGGGUUUGAAUUAGUUAGAGCACAAAAUCAUAAAUUUAUAAAACAAAAAAGAGUGUAGAAACAAUAUGACAUUAAAGUAUAAGAAUCUAUUGACAGAAGAUGAUGAAAAUCAUGAAUAUUUGUAUGAAAAUAGAUAGGACUACAAAAAGUUAUACACCUAAACUCUGAAUGAGAAAGAAUAACUCCAAAAGAAGGUUGACUAAAUAGUUUAAGAGAACAAACAAAGAGAUGAGAAAAUCAAUUCUUUGCAUUAAGAAGUUGAAUUACUCAAAAAAUAAAUACAAGGAUUACUUAUUCUAAAAGAGGAGAGUUCGUAAUCUCCAAGACCUUCAAUAAGUGGUUCAGAUUAUACAUUCACACUCAAUGUUUGCAAUUCAGAAGUCAGAGGAGACAAACCAAUCUCCUAUAAAGAUUUUUUGCAUACUUAAAGUUAGUAGAUAAAACGAAUUUGA
Messenger RNA from Paramecium octaurelia, 816 nucleotides. NCBI's taxonomy places the organism in Eukaryota, Ciliophora, Oligohymenophorea, Peniculida, Parameciidae. The record is from the annotation of a GenBank genome assembly.